AUGCCUUGCGUUAGGUUUACCUCAAUGAUGGUCUUAUUUGCUUCUAUAAGCAGAAUUUUUACUUUAGAAAUUAUAAUAACGUGUCCAGAUCUCGAGGAAACAAAUUCGGUUUCUAAGACUAAGUUUUUUGAUAGAAAAUCAUUAUUUGAAGCAAUAAGAAUUAUUGACCCUCCAAUUGAAUUUCAUGAAUGUAAACCAUCUAGAAUAGUUGAAUGCAUUACAUCUCAUCAAAAUUCUUCGAUUUUGCUCGAUUUAUCUUUUGAUUUAAAUACUCAGCUUGCCCUUUCUCAAUUUAGCCAAGAAAAUAGCUUGGUGCAUUUAAUCUACCAUAAACAUAUAAAAUACUCAGACAAAUGAACUUUUUCGAUUACAACAUCCAUGAACGAUCAAAUGAAAGCAUUUUUUAAAUUGUUAAGCUAUUUUAACUGAACAGAAGGUAUUGUUUUUGGUAAUACUGCCAACUAUGCUAUAAAAGAUGAAAUUUUGAGGUUUUCAAAUGAACUGAAGUUUAUAUAUAUUGAAUCUGGGACAAAUAUUGACGAACUCGUCAAUAAAGUUGUUUUUAAUUUAGGAUCCACCCUUUAUUACAUUUUUACUGAUCCAAUCGAAUCAGCAAAUUUACAAAAUUCUUUGAGAAAUUCUCGGUUACUAGACUCCGGGAACGGAAUUUUACUAACUCAAGAUAGCGGGUAUGGCUCUAAUUUAUUAGGAGCUUUAAUCAUAACUGAUUUCGGUCAUGAAUUCGACAAAAAUCCAAAUGAGCAUUUUAUUAAAUGUGUAACUCAUACCCUAACGUAUAUAUCAAAUAACAUUUCGAGUGAAAACCCAGAAGAAAUUGUACAAUUAAUUGAACUUUAUCUACCGAAUCAUUAUAGCAAAAAUGAAUUUUCUAUAGUGAACAUUCAAAAUGGAAACAGAAUAAUUGUAGGCUCUAUUGUUAAUGAAGUCGUUACAAUUUUCAGUAAUAUUUCAUUCCCAGGUCUGACAUAUUCAGUUCCUAAAUCAACUAAAAAAAUUUUACCCUUAAGUAUAAAUGGUGGAACAACUAACCCUGGAGGACCAUCUGUUCCAAACCAAAAGCUAGGUGCAAUUGGCUCGUAUGUGGCUAUGGAUAAAAUAAAUGAAGGCAGCGAUAUCCUCUCAAAUUUCCAACUGAGUCUACAUGAUUAUGAUUGUGGAGUAAGCAUUUUUAAUGAAGCAUUUGCAAGAGCCUGCUACACAAAAGAUAUAGAAAAUUUAGGUCUUGCUCAUUUUACAGCAUAUGGAUCAGCAGUUGCUCUUGGGGCUUUGCAAAUAUUUAGUCAGCUAAAUAUAACGAUACCCAAUAUCGGAAGCGUCAAUUCAAAUCCGACUUUAAGCUCUUCUACAGAGUAUCCAGCUUAUGUAAGGUUGCUAUCAUCUGCAAUAUACAGCCAGUCUCUAAUAUUAUUAAAAGCAAUGGGAUGAACAAAAGCUGCAAUAUUAUAUGAAAAUAAUGGAUGAGGUUUUCCAGUAUAUACCCAGAUGCUGGCAACGGCAAAGACAUUAGGUAUUGAAUUUGUGAAUCCGGAGGAUUUACGUCCUCUUGCUACAGGUUUAAACAGCACCACAAUUAGUUCAUAUAAAGCUUCGUUUCAAGCAGUUGUAGAUUCUCAAGUAAGACUGUUUAUUAUACUGAUUCAGCCCCCAUCAUGCAAUUCUGCCGCAGAAUACCUCUAUGACUUAGGCAUAAGAAAAGGAGAUCUUGUAAUAAUGGCAGCUGUCCCAGAUACCCUUAGCUAUUUUUUAAUGAAUGACACAAAUUUAUACAAAAGACUGGAAGCUGGAUACACUACUUUAACAGUUUCUAAUUUGAUGUUUGUUGGGGAUAUUGGACAAGAUGCUAUAAAAAGGAUAGCCUCAUCAUAUCAUAUGGCUGCGACUACAUUUAAUUGUUAUUAUUUCGAUGCACUUUUAUUAACAGCUUAUGGCUUAGAUUAUAUGAUUAAUAGAGGACAAGACUAUUCAAACUCGACUAAAUUGAUGACAGUUAUUAGAGGUGUCCAGUUUAAUGGCUGCACAGGAAGAGUGAUUAUAGAUAACGGAAGCAAUGAUAGAGUAUUUGAUGCGUACUUAGUACAAGCUAUUGACGUUAAUGAAAAUGGAAUAUCAAGUAUAUAUGAUAUAGGAGAGCUAAAACCAUUUAGCACAACCUUGCUGUCAAUCCAAUCUCCUUUGGUUUACGCUGAUGGGACAACAGUAAAGCCUGCAGAUUAUAGAAAUGAGAAUGACAAAUGCCCUUUUCCUAACAAAGAAGUAAGAACAUUCGAUAAAGGGAGAGCUGUCCUUUUCGCCAUAUGCUUUACAGUUGGAUUAGUGACUGCAAUAAUAACUUUUAUAAUUUGGAAAAAAUGGUGGAAUAUUUCUAUUGAAGAAUUGAAAGAAAAAAAGGAAAUUUCUCUUCAAGAUAUUAUUGUAGGUGCAACAAUCGCGAUAGAAUUCUUCCAGUUCUCAUCUAUGGGGCCUGAUUACUCAUUUAUGAGCUCAUUUUUAUAUGAUCUAAGCAAUGCGAUGUCUUUGAGCUUAGGGAGCAUUUUAAAACUGGAAAACGGUGUCUUUUGGAUUGUAGUUGAUGGAGUGUAUGCUGGAAUUGUCUCAUGAAUUAUACUUUGUGCAGUUGUUUUAUUUAGACUUGAUGAAAAGUGGCAAAAUAUAUGAAUUUUUAGACUUCUAGGAACUGCAGCUGACUAUUUGAUGCCUAUACUAGGGAAUCUUUGCUUUAUUCCUUUUAUAUCAAUAUGCCUUGAUAUCUUUGUAUGUGACCAGUCUAUUGGAAACAAUUUUACUGACAGCUUUUUAGCAAAAGAUUGCUAUUAUUACUGUUGGAAAGGUGAGCACUUAGUCUAUGCUAUUUUAGCCUUUAUUGCAUUAGUUGCAUAUGAACCUUUAGCGGUCUUUUGUCGUCCGCUUUGACAAGAACUGCAAUCUGCAUUACAUGUGAAAGCUGUACCUCUAUUUUUGAUGGUUAAAACGGUGGUUCAAACUACUUUAAUUGUUUUAAAUAAAACAGUCAAACGAUCUACAGAUAUCGGCCAUGGAAUUGUUUUUAUCAUUAUUAUGACCAUUUAUGUUAUAUUUAUUUUUAGAUUCAAGCCUUAUAAUUACGCUAGAUAUAGUUGAUGGCAAGGCUUAACUCUAAUAGGAGUUAUAUGGCUUGCAUUAUUAUCAACAAUUGAGCUAGGUCUUCGAGAUCAUACUAUAGCAACUCCUUUACUUACUGUCUUGAUAUUUGGAUGAGCCAUAAUAGUUUUAGUUGGAAUUUAUGUCCAACGUAAAAGAUAUCCAAGUUUACUUUUUAAGGAGAAAGCUCGUGACACAAGUCAGCUUUUUAAAUUUGCUUUUACUUUUGGGAAGCAAUCACAAUCGACUUUAAGCCACUUAAAAUUAGCCCAAAAAUCAUCAAAAACCUUGCCAUUUGAGAAACAAUAG
Blepharisma stoltei is the source of this 3447-nucleotide messenger RNA. The record is from the annotation of a GenBank genome assembly. Lineage: Eukaryota; Ciliophora; Heterotrichea; Heterotrichida; Blepharismidae.